UAAAGCUUGUAAACGUCUAACUUCGAUCAACAAGCCUUGCCCUAUUUCUGUUGCAAAUUCUAUAUCCUUUUGUCGACCUUUUGCGUUGUUACGUUCACGUCUUGAGAGUUUUGGCCCCGCUGCUGCGGGCGUUGCAGUCGUUUCUGCGUCCAAAGCAGCGUUUCUUGAAGCUUUAAGAAAUUCUUUAAAGAAACCUCGACUUGCUGACGUCGCUGCAGUAUGUUAUGUCGAUAUAUGUAAAGCUUCCACCUAUAUUGCCAAGAAUGAAGCUUCCGCUUUAAGACCAUUUACAAAUGAUCAACAAAUUGAUCAAAAACUUAUGACUGAGUGUUUGACAGCUUUAUUCAGAUUAAAUAAAGAAACUUUAGAAAAUUUGAUUCCAGUUUGUUUAGCUGAAACUGCACCAACUACGUUUAAAUUAGUGUUAGUGAAAAGUUGCUAUGCUAUCGCUUCAGAGGAAAAUAGGUUUCCAUGGAAUCCGCAUCUUUCUUCGGUAUAUUCAAUUCUUGCGGUACCUUUACGUAAAUUAUUUCAUCAAUACAUUGCUAGUCGAGAUAGAAAUAAUGAUCCAAGAAGAAGGAGGUUACCAAGAGAGAGAGCAGAUGAGUUGAAUGAAAAAAUGGAAAUAAUAUUAAAUAUAUUGAAAUUAUAUAAGUCGGAUCCUAUGCUUGCUCUUGUGUAUAGUGAUCCUAAUGAAAACCCUGAGGAGAUUCGGUUGGUUAUUCAUGGAAUGACUCUAUGUGUUAAUGAUUAUAAUAGUGCAAUUCGGACCACUGCAGCAGAAACUUUGUUAGAAUUGCAUAAUAUGGAACUGAUUGAACAAUGGGGUCCAAAGGAUCGAAAAAUGCGUAAUUUUUGGACAAUUAGUUCCCAAGUAAUGCUCGUUAUUUCUCGACAGAUUUUGGAUUUCAAAGAACGUGAUGAAGGAACAAAGUAUUUGCUUGAACUUUUACUUCAACUCUUCAAUCGUCGAAAUGAAUUUCUGAAAGCUCAUAAGGAUGAAACGAAUGUUGGAAUUAAUGCACCUGAACGUCUCGGUUGCAAUGUUGCAUUGGAAAUUGCUUUGUUAGUGUUAUUGUGUUCUGCAGAUACGGAUAUAUGUCAAAUGGCGGUGAAUUGUUUCCGUCAUUUAUGUAUUGAAGCUCAGUUGACUACGGAACUUGCGUCUGAUGAAGUUGAUGUACAAUCAGCACCUCCAUCUGAAUUACCAAUUGUAGAAAAUAUGAAU
Dentiscutata heterogama is the source of this 1228-nucleotide messenger RNA. NCBI's taxonomy places the organism in Eukaryota, Fungi, Glomeromycota, Glomeromycetes, Diversisporales, Gigasporaceae. The record is from the annotation of a GenBank genome assembly.